This is a messenger RNA of Penicillium chermesinum, 876 nucleotides long. Its product is annotated as RTA1 domain-containing protein. The record is from RefSeq and is a predicted model, not a curated record. NCBI's taxonomy places the organism in Eukaryota, Fungi, Ascomycota, Eurotiomycetes, Eurotiales, Aspergillaceae. The transcript is spliced from 3 exons. The coding region runs from base 1 to 876 and encodes 291 amino acids. Gene Ontology annotation, cellular component: plasma membrane; fungal-type vacuole.
AUGUCUCACAGCGAUCUGCUUGCGAUGAGGAAGGCAGCAUGCGCAGCCUAUGUCCCCGGAAUCGGAACUUCAUAUGGAUACGUACCAAGCCUAGGGGCAGGUAUUACCUUCUGUGUUCUAUUUGGAGUUUCCAUGAUCGCUCACACGGUGCAACUGUGCUGGAAGCGGACAUGGUGGUGUGUGGUGUUUAGCAUUGGCUGUAUGGUUGAAUUAAUCGGAUGGGCGGGACGAACAUGGUCCCACGAUUGUCCAUACAACGACACCGCAUUCCUAAUGCAGAUUUCCACCCUCAUUAUUGCGCCCACCUUCUUCACCGCAGGCAUCUACGUCCUCCUGGGACGCUUCAUCCAGAUCCUCGGCCGCGAAUCAUCCAUUCUAUCGCCAAGUCUGUAUCUCUGGAUCUUCUGCACCUGCGACGUGAUCUCGCUCGUCGUCCAAGCCAUCGGUGGCGGCAUGGCCUCUGCGGGAGUCGACGACGGAAACACCGGCACCGGAACAGACAUCAUGGUUGCCGGUAUUGUAUUCCAGCUGUUCUCGAUCACUAUCUUCGUUAUCUGUGCGGUCGAUUUCGCCUUCCGUACUGUGCGUCGCCGCCUGCUGCAGAAGUUAUCGGGCUCAGUGGUCCCGCUGCUGGCUGCCAUGGUUCUCUCCGUGAUGGUCAUUUACGCGCGGAGCAUCUAUCGUACUAUCGAGUUGGUGCAGGGUUGGUCGGGCUAUCUGAUUACCCAUGAAGUCUACUUCAUUGCCCUUGACGGUGCCAUGAUGGUUAUUGCUGUGGGGGUGUUCAACUUCUUGCACCCUGGCUGGUUGCUUCCGGAGAAUGUCGAGCAUAAGAAUGAUUACAACUCGGAGAUUGAGCUGCAGCGCGCCGCCUAG